Haliotis rufescens (red abalone) is the source of this 1104-nucleotide messenger RNA. Its product is annotated as histone-lysine N-methyltransferase SETMAR-like. Bases 1 to 1104 code for a protein of 367 amino acids. NCBI's taxonomy places the organism in Eukaryota, Metazoa, Mollusca, Gastropoda, Lepetellida, Haliotidae. Gene Ontology annotation, molecular function: nucleic acid binding. The record is from RefSeq and is a predicted model, not a curated record. The transcript has a single exon.
AUGGACAAAUCUGAGUACAGAGCGGGGAUAAAGUUCCUUGUCCUAGAGGGUCAAUCUGCCAAACAGGUGGAAGAGCGAUUGACUGCAGUUUAUGGAGAGUCUUCUCCAUCGUCUGCAACUAUCAAACGCUGGGUGAAGGCAUUUCGGCGUGGCAGAGAGAGCUUAGAAGAUGAUGCCCGGUCCGGACGGCCAUCAACCAGUACCAGCCCUAAAAACACUGACACUGUACACAAACUUGUGAUGGUAAACCGCCGUAUUACUCUCCAUGAGCUAGAAGAAACAACAGGCCUAUCAUAUGGAUCCAAACAUAAUAUAAUUCAUGGCAAACUCCGCAUGUCCAAAGUGUGUGCCAGAUGGGUCCCGAGAAUGCUUACAGAUGACAUGAAGCUAUCAAGGGUCAGCAUCAGUGGAGCCUUGCUAACUCGGUACAACGCCAACCCAGAUGAUUUUCAUUUUAGGAUUGUAACCAGUGAUGAAACCUGGGUUUAUCAUUAUGUACCGGAGAGCAAACAGGAGUCGAUGGAAUGGAAACACGCCACUUCUCCAAAGACAAAGAAGUUCAAAGCCACCAGUUCCACCAAGAAGGUUAUGAUGACCAUCUUCUGGGACAGCAAAGGAGUGAUUCACAUCGGCUACCUGCCCCAUGGUACCACAAUGAAUGGGGAGUAUUACGCCAAGUUAUUGAAGCAGGUGCGCCAAUCCAUCAAGGUGAAACGCUGUGAAAAAAUCCUUCGUGGGAUUCUGCUUCACAAUGACAACGCACCAGUCCACACGAGCCGUGUUGCAAUGACAGCUGUGCAAGAAUGUGGCUACGAACUCCGCCCUCACCCACCCUAUUCUCCAGACCUAGCCCCCAGUGACUUCCACCUCUUUCCCAGACUGAAAAAACACCUCCGGGGCCGGAGAUUUGAAGAUGACGAUGAGCUAACUGCUGCUGUGGAGGGUUGGUUAGGGGACCAGAAUGUUGACUUCUACCGAUCGGGUAUCAGUGACUGGCAAACUAGUUGGAAAAAGUGUGUGGAGUUUGGAGGAGCUAUGUUGAAAAAUAAAGUAGUAACAAUCCAAUUCUUUUACUUUUUCUGUGUGAGGCUCAACACUUUUUGA